UAUGAUAAUCAAACUCAGCUCAGAUUCAUAACAGUUCUCAUUGUCAUCAUGGGUAACUGGGUAGAGAACGAGGGGCUUUCCAUAUUUGUCAUUCUGGUAUGGCUGGGUUUAAAUGUUUUUCUCUUUUGGUAUUACUACUUAAUAUAUGAUAAAGGGCCGCUGUACUACUAUACAAGAGAACUUCUUGGGCCUUAUUUGGCAUUGGCCCGGGCACCUGCAGCAUGUCUGAAUUUCAACUGCCUAUUAAUUCUGCUUCCUGUCUGUAGAAAUCUGCUUUCCUUUCUCAGAGGCUCAAGUGCAUGUUGCUCAGUGCGUGUCAGAAGACAGUUGGACAGAAACCUCACAUUUCACAAACUGGUAGCCUGGAUGAUUGCACUACAUACUGCAAUCCAUACAAUUGCACAUUUAUUUAACGUUGAAAGAUUAGUGGAUGCACGCACUGAAGAAAAUGGAACCAUUAAGGCUGCAUUGUCUGAUCUGGGUGACCAGUCAGGUGAAACUUACCUGAAUUUUGCCAGAAAAAGAUUUUUGAACCCUAUUGGUGGCCUCUAUGUGGCAUUUACAACUUUGGCUGGGCUCAGUGGCGUUAUCAUUACAUUGUGUUUAAUACUAAUUAUCACAUCAUCUACCAAAACCAUUCGCAGAUCAUACUUUGAAGUAUUCUGGUUUAUUCAUCAUCUCUUUGUUAUUUUUUUUGCUGGUCUUGUCAUCCAUGGAUUUGGAAGAAUUGUACGGAGGCAGACCCCUGAGAGCUUUGGGGUGCAUAAACCAAAAGAUUGUGCCAAAAAUUACACAGUCUGGGGGAAAAUAUCUUCAUGUCCUAAACCACAGUUUGCUGGAAAUCCUCCCAUGACAUGGAAAUGGGUCAUUGGCCCUAUGAUUCUGUAUGUUUGUGAGAGACUGGUGAGAUUUUGGCGCUCACAGCAAAAAGUGGUUAUUACAAAGGUUGUCACACAUCCUUUCCAAACCUUUGAGCUCCAGAUGAAAAAGAAAGGCUUUAAGAUGGAAGUUGGACAGUACAUUUUUGUCAAAUGUCCUGAAGUGUCUGUACUGGAAUGGCAUCCUUUCACACUGACUUCUGCCCCUGAAGAAGAUUAUUUCAGCAUUCACAUACGUGUUGUAGGGGACUGGACAGAAGGUUUGUUUAAAGCUUGUGGCUGUGACAAAGAACAACUCCAAGAAGCUUGGAAACUUCCUAAGAUAGCUGUAGAUGGUCCCUUUGGUACUGCUAGUGAAGAUGUGUUCAGUUAUGAAACCGUGAUGCUUGUUGGAGCUGGCAUAGGAGUUACCCCUUUUGCAUCAAUCCUCAAAUCUGUGUGGUAUAAGUACUGCAAUAAUGCCAUGGACUUAAGACUCAAAAAGAUCUAUUUUUAUUGGCUGUGCCGAGAUACCCAUGCCUUUGAAUGGUUUGCUGAUCUCUUACAAUCAGUGGAGGCUCAAAUGCAAGAAAAGAAUCAGACAGAUUUUCUCAGCUACAACAUCUAUCUUACUGGCUGGGAUGAAUCUCAGGCAACUCAUUUUACAAUGCAUCAUGAUGAAGAGAAAGAUGUGAUUACAGGCUUGAAGCAGAAAACUCAAUAUGGAAGACCAAAUUGGGAAAAUGAGUUCAAAACAAUUGCAGGCCAACAUCCAAAUUCCAGGGUUGGUGUAUUCCUAUGCGGACCUGAAGCCUUGGCUGAAACUCUAAAUAAAAUGUGCAUCAAUAAUUCAGAAGCUGACCCAAGAGGCAUACACUUUAUAUUCAACAAAGAAAAUUUUUGAAAACAUACUUACAAAAUUUAAUUCAGCCAGGGUGAAUUAAUUGAAAUUAAUGAGAAAUUAAUAUUUCAUUGAAAUUUUCUUAAAACUUUCAGGUUUGUUCGAUAUUAUGUACUUUAGAGGAAGAAUAUAAAGUUUUAAACUGAUGCUUUUUUAAUCUCAUGGCAAGUCUUCUUAAAAGGUUUAGGUUAUAUUAGCAUUGUCAAAUAUACAUUGAGUUCAUAUAUUGUAUUAAACCAUAAAGGGAUUUAUAUUGUUUUAUGUUAGUGUGUAAUCCAAAUAUAUUGUGGAAUACAAGUAAGGUUUAUGGCAAACUGGGCAAUCUGCAGACCAUGGACUCUUUCAAUUCCCCCAGCAUGCCAAAAUCUGAUCCAGAGUUAGUUCCUUAUUUAACCACAGAACUCAUUGAGUGAUUUUGAACCAAUCAUUGUCUUCCAACAUCACCAUUCUCAAUAGGUUGCUAUUGGUAAACAAAGGACAGUGUAUACAAGCAGCACUAAAACUAUAGCACAAAUGCUCUAAGACAGGGGUCACCAACCUUUUGGACCUCAGGGACCACAAAAUGCAUAAUUUUAAAUCCCUCAGACCAGAGACCCUGGGAAAAUUCCAAAAAAAGUCUGCAGGAAAAUUGCCUACC
Molecule: messenger RNA, 2395 nt
Organism: Pseudonaja textilis
Lineage: Eukaryota; Metazoa; Chordata; Lepidosauria; Squamata; Elapidae
Gene: CYBB
Product: cytochrome b-245 beta chain
Biological process (GO): defense response; superoxide anion generation
Cellular component (GO): NADPH oxidase complex; plasma membrane
Molecular function (GO): superoxide-generating NAD(P)H oxidase activity
Source: RefSeq, a predicted model, not a curated record